Trypanosoma conorhini is the source of this 3843-nucleotide messenger RNA. RefSeq lists its product as uncharacterized. Lineage: Eukaryota; Euglenozoa; Kinetoplastea; Trypanosomatida; Trypanosomatidae. The transcript has a single exon. Gene Ontology annotation, molecular function: protein binding. The record is from RefSeq and is a predicted model, not a curated record. The coding region runs from base 1 to 3843 and encodes 1280 amino acids.
AUGCAGCACAUGCUUCUGGGAAAUGUGUUGCGCGAGACGGACACCCACUUGUUGGUGCGCUUUGACAUCCCCUGCCACUGCCUGCCGCCGGGCGUGUGGAGCAGUCGUGCCGGUACGAGCCCCGAGGCGGGAAGGGGCGAGGAAAGAGACGUGGGCGACAAAAACAGCGGGCAAAGCCACGACGACGACGAGGUUGACGGGGUAAAGCUAAAGGGCGGGGAUGAGCGUGUCGUGGACGCGGCGGGGGAUGCAGGCGCCUGCGGCAUGAAUUUCUCCUCACCGCAUGACGAGCCUGAGGCGGGGGGAGGCAGUGGCAGCGGCGGCGGCAGUUCCCUUUCAAGACCCAUCCGCUUUGUCGUGGGCAUCGUCCCCGUCCUGGUGCUCACGCAUGACAACGCCGCGGUGCCGACGCCGCGCCGCAAGGUGCAGGAGGCCCAAGCGACAGACGAGGAGAGCGAGAAGUUGCGGUCCAGCUGCACCACGACGCUGUCUACGGUGCACUUCAGCAACGAAACCGCCCCUGACGUGCUGCACGUGUCCCUCUCCGUGACGCGGAGCGGCUGCACCUCGCUGCUGCAGAGCCUCCUGGAGCAGCACGAGAAACUUGAGUGCGUCAGCAGUGCCGUCGCAAACCGCGAUUUUAAGUCGGCCGCGCGUCACAUUUUGGCGGUGAUCGACGCGCGGCGCAGCCUCGUUGCCGGGCAGAAGGAAUUUUUAAAGGGCGUGAACGACUCCCAGCGGGCAUUCCCCGUCGGGUUGCGGUCCAAUCCUCCGCCACCAGGCAGCGAGGCGGGGCGGCGCAGCGACGACAUCGUCCUGGCAGAGCGGCGGAGACGCUUUGUCAUGGUGUUUCGUCGCGACAGGGGAAACUCCUCGUGUCUUGAGUUUCAUCCACUGCUGUUAAGCACGCGAAAUGAUGAGGAAAACCUCCAGGCCGGCUCCGGCGGCGGUGGUGGAAGUGAUGGUGGCAAAGGAGGCGGCAGUCUUUGUCUGCCGCCAACCGACAUCGUGGAGGUGCACUCCGUUGGCUGUCAUGAACUUCCCACGCUGCAAGUCAUGUGGCACAGGGGCAGGGCACUCAAGGAACUCGCCUCCUUGUAUGCCCUCUUGAGCUUUCUGCGCUUUCAAGACGGUCAGUAUGAGCAGUGCCUUGAGGACGCCGUGACGGCCCUUGCACACGACUGCACAUGUAUAGAGGCCUACACUCGACUGAUGUCUGGCUUCAUUGCCCUCGGUGGGGAACAGGAGGCCAUCGUGGCAGCGGCCGUGGCUGUGAGGUGCUGCCUUGUCCUCAGUCCUCAAUUUGCGCGAGUUUCUCGGUUAGCCUACGUCUGCGCCUUUUACCACCGCAACCUUGGCAAGCACAGCGUUGUGGAUGUUUCUCCACGCCUGCGUCACGCUUCUUUGGCGGAGGUGGGGUCUUUUAGGGAGUCAGCAGGCCCUUCAAAGACGCAACGGCUCACGCGUCGCCCGACGCUUGUGCGCAUGCGAGGUCUGGGUAACUCAUUUACGGCCCCUGCGCCCUUUUCGUUUGUUCCCCCGCCGUCGUUGCGGAACAUUCUCUCAGGCGCGUCACCGCCGAUGGAGUACUUCCUGCGCAACCUGCGUGCGCGCGCUUUGUGUGGAUUUGAGCCGAACGAAACGGUUUUUUCCGAGGUCGUCUCACUGCAGGUGCUACUCUGGGGCCUGCCUACUUGUGAGCCAGAGACUUCAGCGGCGCCCUGCGCCGAGGUGGAGGCGGGCCUCGCCAGUCCAUGGCUGCAGUGCCGCUCUCGCUUUUGUGCCUACUGCGGACACCCGCUUGUGUCGAGGAACGUGCUGCUGGCGGGAGUCCGCGAGCGGACGUCGCAGGCGAUGGCCGACCGAGUUCGCUGGAAGUUCACUGAGAAGAAGCCAUUGCCGUGCUUGGAAGGGUGCGGCGACCACUACUGCAACGAAAUCUGCCGCAACCGCGCGGCGCUGGAGUAUCACUGGAUCGAGUGUGCGAUGCUGCCUGCGGACGCUGCUGCUGCUGCCGCCGCCGCCGCCGCGGAGAAGGAAAAGGAGGGGGAAGAAGAUGCGGUGGAGCCGCCAUCGCCGCAUGCUCGGGGCACUGCGGGUGACGCGACGGAGACGCGGGAUGUCGGUGCCGCUGUUUUGUCGCCUGGCGGCGAGGAUCCUCAAGGCCCGCUCUUGGAGCUUCUUCCCUAUGCGCCGUCGCCGCUGAAGCGCCGGGGCGUGCGCGGCCUGGUGAACGUCUGUCGCCGCCUGCACACGCAGAAGCACCGCUUGGACGCCGUGGGGGUCUCGCUCGGGGUGCAUGGCCCGACGCUGCGGCAGGACGGCUCAACCUCCUCCAGCGCAGAGGCAAUGAUCGAGCGCGACAGGACGUACAUGAGUACCGUUCAGGCCUGCCGCUCCGUCCUCCCAGCCAUUCGUGCCGCCUUCAGCGACUACUACGCCACGGUGGGCAACGCGAUGCUGGGGAAGGCGCCCAACGCCACCACAGCGGCCCUCCUCGUCCUCGGCCGUCUUCUGGCGAGCGUCCUCCGCCUUUUUAUGCCUGAAGCCGCGGCAAGCAACGAGAUCGCCGCGCGUGGGAAGGGAUGCUUUAUUGGGACGGAGAGCAGCUGCCGUGAACGCGCAACCGCUGUCAGGACGAUUGUGGCCCGCUACGCCUCACGCGGGUUCACAAGUGGCGGGGGGUCUCCGUCCGACCAACACGACUGUCACGGGCUUUGUCUGGCGGAGGAGGUGCUGCAGCAGCUUCGGGUGCCGUUUUUCGCCGACACAAACCUUCUCCAACCGAGCACGGUGUGGGAGAUACUGGGUGAGGCCCCCAAGGUGGCCAACGCAAGCAAGAAGGAUGAGGCCCCCAGUGCCGCGGCGGCGGCGAUGCAGAGUAUGCGCCGCGGCUUUGACCAUGCCGUGGAGUUCCUGCGUGCGCUUGACGCCAUCGUUCAGUCCCGCCUACGCGAUGAGGCGGUGGCGUUUAGCCUGUCGAUGAGCCCCGAGCGCUUCCCGAGUUUUGCCUUGCAGGACGCAAGCGUAAGCUGCGGGGACGGGGAGGGUCGCGUCUGGACGAAGAGCCACUCGGAGGAUCCAAGGACGGAGUCGAGCGGCAGCGGUCAGGGCUCCGCGCGUCGCCCGCCGUUUCUCAUGGACGUGGGAACGCUGGCCGUCUGGUUGUCCGAGGAGCACAGCAAGGUCACGCUGCCUGCGGGGCAGUAUCCCGCCGUGUGGAGCUUUGGGCGGCUCCUGGGCUUUCUCGGUAAACGCCGCUUCAUGGAGCAGAUUUGGGACUUCUGCGUGUCCAGCUAUUGCGUGGUGCCCAGAUGCGUGCUCUCCGCCGGCAUCGACGACGGCGUCCCUGAGCAUCUGCAGGAGGGGUGGCGGACGAUCUGUCGGCAGUACACCGUGUUGGUGGCGGUGAUGGGGCCGCUGACGAGCCUCGUGACGGACCUCGCUGCCUUCGGCGACGAGGCGUGCUCCCGGUUCUUCAAGGACGCCGCGCCCGGUGGCCAGCGCAACCCGCUGCACCUGCGCAGGGGGGACUCCCCAGCGGCGUCGAUGCUCUCCAUCAACUCUCUCACGCACGAGCCUGACGAGCUGCACACGCGGGCGACAACCCACAGCAUGGGUGCUGGGAGCGACCAAAGGCCGUCACCGCAUGGCGAGGCCCUUCCUUCGGCAGCGCUGCCCUUGGGGAAUUUGGAAUUGUGUGGCAAUAACGCCUUCAAUUCCUUGGGGGGGCGUUGCGUGACGAUGAGGGCGAAACGCCUCAUUUUGCCUGGCGAGGAACUGCGUUACGAAGGCAAAUGCGUGCUGUCUGAAGACACAAACAGAGAGAUGUAUGUAAAAUGA